Messenger RNA from Paramacrobiotus metropolitanus, 2032 nucleotides. Its product is annotated as neuronal acetylcholine receptor subunit alpha-10-like. Gene Ontology annotation, cellular component: membrane; neuron projection; synapse. Gene Ontology annotation, molecular function: extracellular ligand-gated monoatomic ion channel activity; neurotransmitter receptor activity; transmembrane signaling receptor activity. Gene Ontology annotation, biological process: signal transduction; nervous system process; regulation of membrane potential. Bases 462 to 1802 code for a protein of 446 amino acids. The record is from RefSeq and is a predicted model, not a curated record. NCBI's taxonomy places the organism in Eukaryota, Metazoa, Tardigrada, Eutardigrada, Parachela, Macrobiotidae. The transcript is spliced from 6 exons.
CCAUGAUAGAGUUGUAUUUUCAUAGAUGAAUUACUUCGCCAGUUAUACAUUACUUUACGCAGAUAUAUAAAUAUACGCACAAUUUGCUUAGCGUCUACGUUGUAUUAGGUAUCCAUAUCUUUCUCGGGUCGUAUCAGUGCUGUGCUUUGCCAAACCUGAUUUGGCUCGUACGUGCGCCGGUAGCUGUACUUGUGGCAAACCCGUUCAGGUACGCCACUGACCGAUACAUAGGUACGUGUGCAGUUUUAACCGCUUUGUGCGUUGAUGGAUUCUCCUGGCUGCGUUUGUAUACGAUACAUCUAUCAACGUGGGUGAUUCAUUACGACAGAAAUGCUAUGAACGUCUGGAUCUUCGCUUCGUUAAUCCGAUAUCGCGUUCGAUAGUGCAGUAUUCCAUUUUUUUGCCAAAGAUGCUGGUGUAGAUCUCUUUAGAAUUGUCUGCGGAAUUUGUACGAAACAAUAAUGUUUUGGACAAUGCAGUGGCCGCUCUGCUCAGUUUUGGCUGUAAUCGGUUGGCUUCCGUUCGGAUAUGCUCUCAUACCAAAUUCAGAUGACAAACGAGCGCCAACAGUGGAAUCCUUUUCUGGGUCAUGGAUGGCCGAAUCUCAGUUGCCAAAGCGAUCUCUUUCGAAUGAAGAAUCUCUGUUCCGGAGUUUGUUUCAAGAGUACAACAAAAAUAUUCGCGCCAAUUACAAUACGACGGAAUCGUUAAAAGUCGAGCUUGGAAUGACCAUCAGACGCAUUGAAUAUCUGGACGAAAAGCGGCAGACACUUUUGUUUCAUGCCACAACUCGUAUGCGCUGGAAGGAUCCCCGCUUGACGUGGGAACCGGCAAAAUUUGACCAAGUCCAAAAUGUCGCUUAUUCAUCGUUUGCGCUCUGGAUUCCUGAUAUACAACUAAAUAAUGAAGCUGAUGCAUUUGGAUCGAAAAAUUUCGAGCACGUCUUGGCGCAUAUAUACUACGAUGGACAAGUGAUGCUGUCAUCGCCAUCUGCAUUCAAAAUCUACUGUGGAAUGGAUUUCGGCAAGUGGCCGUAUGACGAACAAAUGUGCGUAAUAGAAUUUGAAUCCUUCACCAAUGACGGCACAAUUGUGGAUCUGCAAACGAUGGGUGGAGAUGAUCGAGCUAUCCAGGUGUCCAAUUUCUCCUCUUGCAAUGAAUGGCGCAUUGUGGCGGUCCGAGCGGACAAACAGAUUAAAUCCUACGAAUGCUGUCAGGGGGCAUUUCACAGUGUGUACUUCAGCAUCACACUGCAACGGAAAGAGAAUUUGUAUGGCACGCUGCUGCUUGGACCUCUGAUAACCAUGUUAAUAGCUUCCUGGAUCCUGUUCCUGCUGCCUUUUGAAAAUUCUGGAAAAUUUAUUUUUGGCGGUCUGCAGCUGGUUUUUGUGGGUGUGUUUGCCAUAUUUCUAAAGCAUAUCUUGCCGCCAUCCAUCAAUCAAGUUCCAUAUAUCGCGACGCUGACCUUGAAUACGAUGGUCCUCAUUCUGACGGCGAUAUUUCUGCAACUACUGCUACAGUGGAUAUCCCGUUUGAAGUCGCGCAUGCCCUCGUCACUGCGCACCUUCCUCCUGGAAGGAAUGGGCCGUGCCUGCUGCUUAGUGCCUCUUAGCGGCUACACUAAACCGCCGACCGUUCACGUGUCCACUAGUGAACAGGAAGUGGACCAUUUUGAACUGGAAGAUGCCAGUGCCUCGAUACUAUCCGAUAAGAACCGACAGGAAUGGUCGAUUUUAGCCAAAUUACUGAACCGUGUGACGUUCGUCAUGUACGCUGUUAUAUCGCUGGUUAUGCUGUAUUGACAUCUGUUUAUAUACCAAAAGACGCAACAAAGUAGUUAUGUAUUUAACUGAAGGUUUUUAAGAGAGUAUUAUAUGUCAUAGAGGAAAGAAGAAGCAUUGUUGAACGACCUAGUCAUUUUCUACUUCGGCCUUUGUAUUAAUUUUGUCAACAGUUUUAAUUUUUUUGACAAUCUUUGACAGUUUCAAUGGGGUGAUUGUUAAUCAGCUUGUUAAAAAACCCAGCAAUUCGG